Molecule: messenger RNA, 2448 nt
Organism: Fusarium vanettenii 77-13-4
Lineage: Eukaryota; Fungi; Ascomycota; Sordariomycetes; Hypocreales; Nectriaceae
Exons: 2
Coding region: 1-1857 (618 amino acids)
Biological process (GO): cell wall organization
Cellular component (GO): extracellular region; fungal-type cell wall; cell surface
Molecular function (GO): 1,3-beta-glucanosyltransferase activity; glucan endo-1,3-beta-D-glucosidase activity
Source: RefSeq, a predicted model, not a curated record
AUGAAGGGAGGAAUUGCUGCCGCCGCCGUUGCGGCCAUGGCCACCGGCGCCCACGCCGCUUACCCUCACCACCGCCGUGCCCACGACCUCUUCCGUCGUGGUGAGGUCUGCGUCCCCAGCUGCACCACCAUCUGGACCACCUACUACGGCGAGCCUACUCUCAUCCCCAACCCUCCCCCUCCUGCUCCCAAGACCAAGGAGGUUGUCACCACCAAGGCUCCCGAGGCUCCCAAGCCUACCUACGAGGCUCCCAAGCCCACCUACGAGGCUCCCAAGCCCACGUAUGAGGCCCCUAAGCCGACCACCGAGGCUCCUAAGCCUAAGCCUACCUCCACCUCGGUCGUUGAGGUCCCGGUCAUCCCUGUUCCUACUCCCCAGGAGUAUGACUGCCCGACUCCCGGCACUUACACCUUCCCCGCCACCACCCUGACCGUGACCGAGUCCACCACCGUCUGCGUCGGCGAGUCCACCAAGGUUCCCUCUGGAACUCACACCUUCGGCGGUGUCACCACUGUUGUCGAGCAGCCCACGACCAUCACCUGCCCCUACGCCAAGGAGACUGAGCACGAGGGCAAGGUUACCAGCGUCAUCGAGACCACCGUCUACGUUUGCCCCUCCGCUGGCACCUACACCAUUGCUCCCGUCACCAAGAGCUGCACCGAGGAGACCGUCUUGGUCUACCCCGUCCCCACCAGCUACGCUCCUGGCACUUACACUGCUCCCGAGCAGGUUGUGACCGUCACUGAGACCGGCUACGUCUACGUCUGCCCCUACUCUCAGGUUGGCGUCCCUGCUUCCUCCAAGGCCACUGAGGCUCCUAAGCCUUCCGCUCCCGUCUACGAGGCCCCUAAGCCCAAGCCCACCACGGCUGUUUACGAGGCCCCCAAGGAGAAGCCCUCUACUCCCGUCUACGAGGUUCCUACCGUGAAGGUUUCCACUCCUGCCGAGAAGCCUUCCACCCCUGCCUACACCCAGCCCGCUUAUGAGAAGCCCUCUGCUGCUCCCAAGCCCAAGGCCCAGCCCAAGAAGGUUUCCACCGGCGGCUCUCUCCGAGGUGGCAACGACCACUAUGGUAUCACCUACACCCCCUAUGAGUCCUCCAACGGUGACUGCAAGUCCGCCGACAAGGUUGACCAGGACAUUGCUGAGCUCAAGGAGGCUGGUUUCCAGAUCAUCCGAUCCUACUCCACUGACUGCGACACCCUCAAGUCUGUUGGCCCUGCCUGCAAGAAACACGGUAUUGACAUGAUCAUUGGUGUCUUUGUCAAGGCCUCUGGCUGCUCUUACGAGACCCCCGAGAUCAAGGAGCAGGUCGACGCCAUCGCCGAGUGGGCUCAGUGGGAUCAGGUCAAGCUCUUCGUUGUCGGUAACGAGGCCAUCAUGAACGGCUUCUGCUCUGCUUCCGAGCUCCGCGAACUCAUCACUGUUGUCAAGUCCAAGUGCUCCGGCUACACUGGUCCUUACACCAUCGCUGAGACCCUCAACAUCUGGGAGCAGCCCGAGACCAAGUCUGCCAUCUGCGACGUUGUUGAUGUCACUGGUGCUAACAUCCACCCCUACUUCAACGCCGAGGUCACCCCCUCCGACGCCGGUACCUUUGUCUCUGGCCAGCUCGAUCUCCUCAGCAAGAUCUGCGAGGGUAACGACGUGAUCAACCUGGAGUGCGGCUGGCCCUCUGAGGGUAACUGCAACGGCUCUGCUUGCCCCGGCAAGUCUGAGCAGGCCGAGGCCAUCAAGUCGAUCCGCGAGAGCUGCGGCGACAAGACCGUCUUCUUCUCCUACGAGGAUGACAAGUGGAAGGAGCCCGGCUCCUGCAACUGUGAGCAGAGCUGGGGCUGCAAGAGCGCUUUCUACUAAGCGACGCUCGAGAAGCUUCAGUUCGGGUUACAGCAUGCGGAACGUUCUCUGACCGCGUCAAUCCCCGGUAUGCUGAAUGUACAUGAACCACAUCCAACACCGCCCGGCCAUUCAGUUCCUCCUUUUCCCCAGCAAUCCUCUUUCUCUCGGCUGGUCCCAUCACAUAUAAUCCAUCACCUUUCACCUCAGCAAAAACCUUCAGGGGGAGUCCGAAAGCCGACGGUCCUCUUUCUCUCAGGUCAACUAUAGACACAACGCCGCAGGGGGUAGUGUGGUUCGCGCUCGCGCUCGUCCAACACAGAGGGAAACCGAAGCGGGUCGGGCGGUGGAGGACUCUUUUCUUGAAUACUUGUUCACUCGACACAUGAUCUUUUCUUGUCUAUUUUGUGUUGUUGCUGUUGUCUUCCCUAUGUGGUCUUUGCGAUAACACUUCUUACGGUACACGCAACUUAUGGCUUCUGAGCUUAAAGAGGAUAUAAACUAUAUCUGGGGAGGGACGAUCUGUAUGCAUGAUCUAUCUUAUCUAGCCGGGUUGUCAUUCAGCCUCUGCUUCAUAAUGCUGUAAUUUACUAGUGUCUAUUCUCAACAAAA